GUGAAACUUUUAGGAUUUUGAUUGAACGAAUAUUAAAAGUGCUUGCUUUUGAAAAAGUUGAAGGACCAAAACGGUUCAAAGCAAAACUUUAGAAACUUUUUUGAACUUGCUUCAAAACACAAGAGACCAUUUUUAUCAUUUUCCCAUCUUUCUGUUUGUCUCGUUUGGUGGCCGCCGGCGGAGCUGUUCCUCGACGUCCGGUAAAACGGUCAGAAUUUUUUCGUUUCUAACUGUGUAUUAACCUUUAUUCAUCUAUCUAUCCCGUGUUCGAAAGCUUAUAACUGUAACUAUGCCAAAGUGAAAGGAGACUAGUUCCUGUUUGGCCAUAGAUUUGAUGUUGAUACUUGAAAUUUGAGUUUUUGAAGUUAUGAUUUCUGGAAUUUGAAGCUAUGCUUGGACAUUGGACAUGCAUUUUACUCAGAUUUUUUUGAGGUUUUGUGAUUGGAAGUCCCAAAAACUACUUGAAGAUCAAAAUUUGAGAAUCUGAUCAAAAUUCAUGAUUUAAGGUAAGGGAUAUUUGAAGUAAACGGUGAAGCCAAUUGACUAUUUGUGUAAAAGUGGUAAACUGAAAUUCUUGCCGAAACUCUCUUUACAAAUAUGUCUGAUUGGUCGAACCUUCAACAGGAUCUACUGGUUCUAAUAGUUAGACGUAUAAAUUUGAUUGAAGACUUCCUAAAUUUUGGCAUUGUAUGCAAAUCCUGGCGUUGUGUGGUCACCAAGGAGAAUUUUAACAGUAACUUGUGUCGGGUUCCAUGGCUAAUGUUAGCUGAGGAAGAGGAUGAUAAAACAUGUAGGAAAUUCUUUAGUCUCUAUAAUGGCAUGAUUUUGAAGAAGAGGAUUCCAAAAGCGAGUGGAAAACGAUGUAUGGAGUCUAUGGGAUGGCUUAUCACAGUCGGAAAAGAUGAGGGUGAAAUUAGUCUGUUACAUCCCUUCUCGGGUGUUCAAAUUCAAUUGCCGCAUCAAAUUACCACAGACCAUUAUGAAUUUAACCAGACUCCUGUUCCAUGGACCUUUGUCCAGAAAGCAAUUCUGUCAGCCAAUCCUUCUCAUACAUCUGACUAUGUCAUCAUGAUCAUUGAGGGACACUACCAGUUCCUCAGUUUUUGGAAACCAGGAGAUUUGUUAUGGACCAGGAUUAGGAAACCGGUCCUUUUCCCACGUACUAGUGAUGUGGUAUAUUUCAACGGCCACUUUUAUGCAGUCAGUUAUAGUGGCUGCAUAAAAGUUUGUGAUGUCAUUGACUCUGAAACCACCAAAAGUCUUACCGUAGCACAGCUACCAUCAUGCAUUGAUGGUAAGUAUUACAUCCUAGAAUCACUAGGAUCGUUAUUUGUAGUUUCACAAAAUGGUGUUGAUAUAAGGUACGUCAAAGAUGAUUGCGAAGAUGAGGAGGAGGAGGAGGAGGAGGAGGAGGAGGAGAAGAUGUACAUGUACAAGACAAGAAAUUUUCUAGUUUUCCAGAUCGAUUUAGAUGCUUGCAAAACUAUGCCAACCAGGGAUUUAGGGGACCAAGCUUUUUUUCUGGGUGCUAAUGCUUCUCUUUCAGUCCAAGCUUCUCGAUAUCCAGGAAUCAAGCCCAAUCAUAUUUAUUUUACAGACGACUGUUUGGGUGCCUAUCUCCACUUUGAAGAAGGAGGCGGCUUUGAUAUGGGGGUGUUCAACUUAGCAGAUGGCAGUAUCCAGCCGCAUUAUGAUGGUGUUUCCCUCAGUCGUGUUUGUCCUCCAAUUUGGGUCACCCCAAAUCCAUGUUGAAAGGACUUCAAAGAAGUUGAUGAGUGCACUGCGCUUUCUGGAGAUGUUAUUGGAUACUCUCAUCUGGACUUACUAGCAGAGACAACAUUGUUGUUUUUGAACAUUUUCUGCUUAUACUCUUUUUGUUGGAGCACUAUUGGGUGAACGAUAUCCUCGUUAGCCCUCAUCACUUACGAUUACUCUUUAACUGGUAUGUCUCGUUUAUUCUGGAUAUAGUUUUUGGCUGUUUAUUUACCGCGAUAUUCCCUUGACAGGUAUCCAUUGAAGAUGCUCAGAUGAAUUUUGAGAAUCUUGUCCAGAAGCCGGUGCAUAUGACUCAAGUUAAUGUAAAGCAUGUAGAAUUUCAACUGCUUGUUAAUGUGUCUCUACUACUAUCCAACUUUGUUAUUGUGUGAUACACAUGACAAAGGUGAGGAUCUUUCGGACCGCUUCUUUACCUCUACGAGGUAGGAUAAGGUCUGCAUAGACUUUAUCGUCCCCAGACUCCACCAGUAGAAUUACAUUGUAUAUAGGUGGUGUUAAAAUGCACAGAGUCGUUAUCGAGCUAGACGACAGUAGUCUUUUUUUUACUCUUUGGAGUGGGUAUUAGAGUUCCCUAUUGUCCUUACAAAGUUAUUGUUGCUCAUUUACUUGGAAUGAAUUCUUUAAGGUUGCCACAAUGCUAAUGUGACACCUAAAUUAGUUCAUUGCUGAUAUUAUUUAUCUAAAUGAAUCGUAGAUUUUAA
Solanum pennellii is the source of this 2477-nucleotide messenger RNA. Its product is annotated as F-box protein At2g26160-like. The transcript is spliced from 2 exons. NCBI's taxonomy places the organism in Eukaryota, Viridiplantae, Streptophyta, Magnoliopsida, Solanales, Solanaceae. The record is from RefSeq and is a predicted model, not a curated record. The coding region runs from base 598 to 1752 and encodes 384 amino acids. Gene Ontology annotation, molecular function: protein binding.